AUGAAGCCUUCGUUUUCCCCGCUACAGAAAUUUGCUUCUGCAUUCUCAGGUACCCCGUUACGAACCGCACCGCGGAGGCUGAACGUGGAUUCGAUAUGCGCGCGCUGCUGGAGAAAGCAACAGGUCCGCUUUGCCCAUCAACCAGCCGACGACCCGAGCUGGAUGUCUGUCGUGGAUAAUCCCUCAAAGCUCGUAAAAACUGGGAAGAGGCAUGGCCCAGGAUUGAUCAUUCUAGCUAUCAUACCCAUUACCGCGUUUGCCCUCGGAACAUGGCAAGUCCAGCGCUUGGACUGGAAAACCAAGCUCAUCGCUAAAUAUGAAGACCGUCUCGUUAAAUCGCCCCUACCACUUCCGCCUGUCGUCGAUCCAAACGCUAUCUCUGACUUUGACUAUCGCCGUGUAUAUGCCACGGGUCGUCUCAGACAUGACCAAGAAAUGCUCAUCGGGCCACGUUUGUAUGAGGGCAAGGAUGGAUACCUAGUCAUCACACCACUUGAGCGAGGUGAUGUCGGGAGCACAGUGCUCGUUAAUCGGGGAUGGGUCGCAAAGGAUCGCAAAGACCAAAGAGAUAGGAAGGAGGGUUUACCUGAGGGAGAAGUUACGGUGGAAGGAUUACUGCGCGCCCCGUGGAAAAAAAAUAUGUUCACACCGGAAAAUAAACCGGAAGUGGGAAAGUUCUAUUUUCCGGAUGUAGCGCAGAUGGCAGAGCUUACUGGUAGCCAACCAAUCUGGAUUGAAGAAACAAUGCAUCCUGAGCUCCUCACGAUUUAUCAUAGAGAAGCAAAGGGCAUUCCUAUCGGGCGUGCACCUGAGGUACGGUCUGUCAUUGGCCACUGCGAUAAUGUUCUGGAUGGUUGUUAG
Histoplasma mississippiense is the source of this 861-nucleotide messenger RNA. RefSeq lists its product as hypothetical. Gene Ontology annotation, cellular component: mitochondrion; membrane. Gene Ontology annotation, biological process: mitochondrial respiratory chain complex IV assembly. Bases 1 to 861 code for a protein of 286 amino acids. NCBI's taxonomy places the organism in Eukaryota, Fungi, Ascomycota, Eurotiomycetes, Onygenales, Ajellomycetaceae. The record is from RefSeq and is a predicted model, not a curated record. The transcript has 4 exons.